GAUUUGACUAGUAUCUUUCCGCAUCUACCUUCAUUCCUUUGACGGGUGUUAGCGGUUGCGGUUUCCGUUGUGCUGAAUCUUAACCGUUAUUUUGGGGCCCUCAAAUCGCCGAUACUGUGUUCACUUUCAUUGCCGGUGGCGGCGAAGCCACCGUACCAGCCACCGACACCGUCCAAUCCAUUUCAGCCUUUCGAAUUACGAUGACGUAUUUCGAGGAGGACGCCAUUAACGAUGACGGUGAUCGCGUGAGGGACGUCGAGCGCAAUCACGACGGCGGAGGAGAAUACGUCAAAUUGGUUUGGGAUCCACAACCGGAGGCCGCGCCCACUCACCGGGGAGGAUCAUCGCGCCUCUGGUAUUGGGUUAAAUUGGUGCUCUGUUUCUUAUGUCUGGGCCUCUUGGCUCUCGUUGCUUUUGAAUGGGUUGCCCCACUCUUCAUAGAAAAGGUGAUUAUUCCUAUAAUAAAAUGGGAGACGAACACGUUCAGUUCUCCGGUGUUAGCUGUUCUGUUGUUUGCUUCUAUAGCGCUAUUCCCUACCCUAAUUUUGCCGUCCUCGCCUUCUAUGUGGGUGGCUGGGUUGAAAUUUGGUUAUGGCUUUGGAUUCUUGCUAAUCAUUUCUGCCGCAGCAGUGGGAGUAUCACUUCCUUUCUUGAUCGGUUCAAUCUUCCAUAGUAAAAUUGAAGGGUGGUUAGAAAAGUAUCCAAAGAGAGCUUCUGUUCUAAGAUCUGCUGGUGGGGGAAAUUGGUUUCAUCAAUUUCGGGCAGUUGCUUUAAUCAGGGUUUCUCCAUUCCCAUACAUAAUCUUCAACUAUUGUGCUGUCGCAACAAAUGUUAAGUAUUGGCCUUACUUGCUCGGAUCCUUGGUAGGAAUGGUGCCAGAAAUAUUUGUUUCAAUUUACACGGGAAUUUUGAUAGAAGCAUUGGCUAAUGCUUCACAUCAAAAUCACACUCUAUCCACUCCACAAAUUGUCCUCAAUGUAGUUGGUUUCUGCGUAACUGUAGCCACAAUAAUCUUUUUCACAGCUUAUUCUAAGAGGCAGCUAAAGGAGUUACAACAGAAAGAGAAUGAUCUGGUCUUUCAAUAAUCCAGUAGGUGUAGUCUGGGUUUAUUUGCUGGCAGCAUGAGGCAGUUACUACUAUCUUAUACUGGCACAUCAAAUUGAUGCACACUGCACAGUCGAGUGAGGUUUUAUUUAUUAAGUAACCUCAUAUAUGGGAGGAUUGAACGUCACAUGUUGGCUUACCACAGAACAAGCUAACGCGGCUAACAUCAGCAUUCCUAUCUUUUUUUCCAUAUGUUGCUUACAGCAACUGUUUUCUUUGAUGGUGCUUCCAUCUCAUUUCACUACUAGCAUGUUUGGUGGUACAUUUUGGAUGUGAUUUUAAGAAGCUAAUAGUUAUAGCUUCUACAUCCUAAAUGUAAUUUUUUUCAUUCUGAACAAAUUUCCAAAUACGCUAUAUGUGUAUUAAAUUAAAUGAAAUUCCCGCUUUUAGAGUAAUUGUUUUCAACUUACCAA
This is a messenger RNA of Glycine soja, 1517 nucleotides long. RefSeq names its product transmembrane protein 64-like. The coding region runs from base 201 to 1085 and encodes 294 amino acids. The transcript is spliced from 4 exons. The record is from RefSeq and is a predicted model, not a curated record. Lineage: Eukaryota; Viridiplantae; Streptophyta; Magnoliopsida; Fabales; Fabaceae.